UAGACGAUUCCAUUAGUCCUAAAGAGAAAUCUACCUUCCCGGGGCAGCGAGCAAUGCAAAACGAACUCGCUCACUACAUUUACAGUGGCUGAUGUCAAGUGACCGACUUCCGCCCGUUGGCUUCAGUUCAGCGUUAGCCGGCAAGCAGUUGAGAUACGAAGCCAGGGGAGGUAUACAGACAGAUGUUGUCAAACGAAGAAAUGGAAACCUGACAUUAACUUUUAAUAGGAAAAGAGAGUAAACGUCGUCGUGGGCGUCUGUCGUAUGUGGACGCGGAGGUGAAACUGGAGGGAAUAGGGUGCCAGGGAGAAGCUGAUGAAUACCUUUUAUUUUCCAACUUUCAUUUGAGGAGGCGGACCUCUGACUGCGUGUUCAAUAUGCUGAAAGCAAGCCCGAUGUGUGCAUACUGUAUGUGGAAGUACAGAUAGGCUACUAUUUUGUCUUUAUUAAAUCAUGAGGAUCGGAUACAUUACACUUUAAACCGCGUUGGACACGCAGCUCAUUCUUUCGUGGCAGCGAGCUAUAGCCUAUUUAUUUGUUCGUGUGUGUUUUUUUUCAGACAGAAGAACCAUACUUCUAUCCAAGCUUUUUUUUUUUCUUUUGGAAGUUGACUUUAACAAAGUAGGCUAUACUACCGGUUUGUCUCGUAGAGCUAGCUUUAAAUCGUUCUAUAAAAUCUGGUAUCAAGUAACGCAUGAGGGGAAUCGCUUGAGGUCUAGCCUACUUUAUACAACGCACUGGAGUAGGCCUAUCAUUUUUUGGAUGGAGUUUUGAAGUAUUAUGGCCUAAUUUGACGUUGCGAACACUUGAAUUAGAUAAUUAUUUCUUGUAGACAGGCCUAGCCUAUUCAUUGUCAUUAUGUAUAGCCUAUAGAUACAAAUAUUGGAGCAUUUCUAAACACCAACAGCUCCUAGUCUAUUUCGCUGUUAUCUACUCAUUUGUGGUAUUUAUCUAAACACAGCGGGUUUUUAAAGUUGAUGCAUUUUAUGUAACUGUUGUCUGGCGUUUCAUUCUUGUGACUCGACAUAUUCGAAUAUUUAUACCCCAAACGCAAUUCUCCACGUAGUCUUGGCACCCGGCAGAAUCCUUGGAGAAAGCGAUCCAUUUCGGGAGAGCCAUUAUUUUUGUAUUUAUUCUCUCUUCACACGGAAAAGAAUUAGUGGCUCCCCCCACGAUGAGUUACUUCUACCAAGCAGUGCUUCUAUUGCUACGUGGACUCGUAAUCUCUGCGGUACUGGGAUUGGAAAGCAGCUACUCAACAGAUCUGUCGACCCGUUCUGUUAAUGCCGCAAUUGUAGCCACUACAGACCCUUGUCUGACGGUGAUGCCGCCAUGCAUGGGCGACGCAGACCGCUUCAGCCUGGAGGCCCUCCGGGUCAUUCACAAACAGCUGGACGACGACAAUGGGGGAAUUGAGGUCAACGAGAGUGUAGAGUUUAUUAGAGAAGAUAUGAAGCAACAACAAACGAACAAACACAGUAACCUGCACAGAGAAGACCAACACAUCACUGUGGAGGAGCUGUGGAAGGGAUGGAAAACCUCAGAAGUUCAUAACUGGACGACGGAGGACACAGUCCAGUGGCUGAAGGAGUCGGUGGAGCUGCCUCAGUACGAGAGGAGCUUCAGAGACUUCCGGAUCAAUGGAAACACUCUGCCUCGAUUAGCGGCGAACGAACCGUCGUUUAUGUCGGGUCAGCUAAAGAUAUUAGACCAGCGGCACAAACAGAAACUAAAUCUAAAAGCUCUAGAUGCUGUGCUCUUCGGCCCUCCCUUACGUCCACAACACAACUGGUUGAAGGACUUUGUGUUGAUGGUAUCUAUAGUGAUCGGGGUGGGGGGCUGCUGGUUCGCAUACAUCCAGAACAAGUCUUCCAGGGUGCACAUGGGCCAGAUGAUGAAGGACUUGGAGAGCCUGCAGAGUGCUGAGCAGAGCCUCAUGGACCUACAGGGACGGUUGGAGAAGGCCCAGGAGGAGAACCGCACGGUGGCGGUGGAGAAGCAGAACCUGGAGCAGAAGAUGAGGGAUGAGAUCAGCGGGGCCAAGAAGGAGUCGUACCGGCUCCGCGAGCUCCGCCAGGGGGCUGAGUGUGAGCUCAGCCGCCUCAAAUACGCAGAGGAGGAGCUGGUGCAGGUGCGUAUGGCCCUGAAGCGGGCGGAGAAGGAGAUGCAGACAGAGUGGUCGGUACCAGACGCCCUACAGAUGUGGCUACAACUGACCCACGAGAUAGAAGUCCAGUACUACAACAUCAAGAAACACAGUGCAGAGCUACAGCUCACCGUCGCUAAGGAAGAGGCAGAGAAAAUCAAGAAGAAGAGGAGUAGUGUGUUUGGGACCCUUCACGUUGCUCACAGCUCAUCACUGGACGAGGUGGACCACAAGAUCCUAGAGGCCAAGAAGUCCCUGUCGGAGGUGACGGCCUGCCUGAGGGAGCGCCUCCACCGCUGGCAGCAGAUGGAGAAGCUGUGUGGCUUCCCCCUGGUGCACAACGCUGGGCUUCCCAGCCUGACCGCCACCCUGUACUCCGACCACAGCUGGGUGGUCAUGCCCCGCGUCUCCGUGCCCCCGUACCCCAUCGCCGGCGGGGUGGACGACCUCGAUGAGGACACCCCUCCAAUCAUUCCACAGUUCACCUCAGCCUCUAUGAUGCGGCCCCCUUUGACACGCAAUAGCAGCAUGUGCCGUUCCCGCCGGAGCCUUUACAGCACACAGCAGCCUUCAAUGAUGUCUGCCGACCCCGACCUGCUCUCCAUGGCCAGCUCUCCCCUCUCCUACCAUCCCGAGGGGGAAGAGGAAUACAUCUUCUACAUCGAGCGGAAGGGAGACAGGGAUACUCAGGACACGUGUUCAGACACAGACUCUCUCAACUCCUCCAUGGGGCGUAAACAGUCCUACACCAACCCCUGCACGCCGGGCCCAGAGACCCCCUAUCGCAAGAUCUCCCGUGAGGAGCUAAUGAUGCUGAGCCAGCAGGAGCCUCAGUCAUAUUUCAGGGACUCACCCCCUCCUCAAGGGGGAUCUGCGGCCCCCUCCUCGGCCAACCCCUCCCCAGCCCUGGAGCACCACAGACACAAACACAAGGGCUCGCCCGACCUCACCCGUGGAUCUAUCCCAGAGUCCCACAGCAUGUCCUUCGCCAUUUCGUCGGCGGGCAACAAGGCCGUGUACAACGGCAUCCUGGAGAAGUCCUAUAGCAUGGGCCAGCUGCCCGCAAGCAUGACGGGGGCAGGGGGGGUGGCGGUUGGGCGCUACCCGUCCCUCACCUCACUGGACAAUGAGGGCAAGGGGGCGGGGGGCAAGGAGCAGAAGCAACCGAGUACCACCUCCCAGGACUCCUGUGGCAAUGGAGACAAGGCCAAGAGGUCCUCGUCCAAGAUCAAGAGCUUGUUCAAGAAGAAAAAAUAGAGAGAGAGCGAGAGAGCGAGCGAGAGAGAGAGAGAGAGAGAGAAAGAGAGAGAGCGAGAGAGAGAGAGAGCGCGAGAGAGCGAUUUAGCCUUAAUCAACGGAAGCCAAACCAUUAUUUUUGUUCCUGUUUCUAUAGUUUUCUUCCCAGAUGGAAUGGAUAUAUUCCUGGGUGUCUCAGACCUCUUCCAGAUCGGUAGCCAUAUAUAUAUUUUUUGUCACUCAUAGGUUGCGUUCCUCUGCCCAGGCGUUGCUGAUGCCAGAUCUUACAACGCCUGCAUAGGUAUUUUACGUAUCAGCUAACCACAUCAUAUGUUAUAGCAGUCUGUCAGUUGAUGACACAGUCGAUGAUGUGGCGCGCAACCAUUGGUUGAUGCAUGCAACGUAUGGGUAGGGGAACGCGACCAUAGCCUCACAGUUAAGCCUUCAAAGGUCACAGAAAGGUCAAGGUUCAUGUCAGCUGCCGUCGCCCAGGCAAUCGUGAAGAGCAUUGGCCUGGUCACUUCUCUUGUCGUCUCUUGUUGUUAAAGAACCAAAAAAGAAACUCCACUUGUGUUCUAUCUGGGGACUGAUGGGGUUUACAUUGUGGGCUUGUUAGCUUGACAUCACUUCCUGUGUCUAACAGAGGCUCCUGAGCUCUGGACUCGUUUCCUUUGAGAAAUAAAAAUCCUGCUGAGUU
This is a messenger RNA of Coregonus clupeaformis (lake whitefish), 4079 nucleotides long. Its product is annotated as stromal interaction molecule 2. Gene Ontology annotation, cellular component: endoplasmic reticulum; plasma membrane. The record is from RefSeq and is a predicted model, not a curated record. Gene Ontology annotation, molecular function: protein binding; calcium ion binding; calcium channel regulator activity. Gene Ontology annotation, biological process: store-operated calcium entry; intracellular calcium ion homeostasis; activation of store-operated calcium channel activity. Lineage: Eukaryota; Metazoa; Chordata; Actinopteri; Salmoniformes; Salmonidae.